AUGGAGCUAGGAAAGUCGUCCGACCCUACCUUGCCGCCAGGCGCGGAGAAACAGCCUGUCAGUGGUAUCACCACUCCAGAUCAGCUGGCCGAACAGCAGCAGAACUAUGAAAAGAGUUUCGAAGACCAUGAAUCGGCCACUCAUGAUACUGCGCUAGCAGAAGAGUAUCCGACAGGCAAACGCCUAUUGCCCGUCCUUCUCGCCUUGGUCUUCGCCGUCUUCCUAGUAGCCCUUGACAUAACUAUCAUCGGCACCGCGAUCCCCAAGAUAACUGACGAGUUCGACGGUCUAGACAUGGUGUCUUGGUACGGGUCGGUUUACUUCAUGACCUAUGGAGGCUUCCAACCUGCAUCCGGGAAAUUCUACAAAUAUUUCCCCAUGAAAGCUUCCUUCGUGGGUUUUACUGGCGUCUUCAUGGUCGGCAGUCUUAUAUCUGCGGUCUCGAAAAACUCGACCACCUUCGUGGUGGGUCGCGCGAUCGCGGGAGUUGGCGCUGCUGGAGUCGCAACUGGUGCCUUCACUCUUGUAGCAUUUGCUGCGGAACCGAAGGCACGACCUGGACUUAUUGGACUCAUAGGUGCGGUCUAUAGUCUCUUCUAUAUCAACCUUCCAAUCUGCGCCCUCUCUAUAGCACUAGUGCUUCUAUUCUUCAAAACCCCUUCCCAAGCGAUCACAGCGAAAGCGACUCGGAAGGAGAAGUUCUUCCAGAUGGAUCCGCUCGGGAUUGCGCUUGUUAUGGCCGGCAUCAUCUCCUUUAUCCUCGCCGUCGAGUAUGGAGGGCAGAAAAAGAACUGGGAUAGCAGCACUGUCAUCGGCCUCUUCGUGGGGUCCUUUUUGAUAUGGGUAGCGUUUGGCGCCUGGGAAUAUUAUAACAAUGACCGCGCCAUGUUGCAGCGCUCUCUGCUCUUCCGACGCUCUGUCUGGAUGCCGUCCGCCUUCCAGUUCUUCUACUCCGCAUCCUAUGUCGUCCUCCUCUACUAUCUCCCGAUCUACUUCCAGAGCAUCGACAACCGGUCCGCAAUCUCGUCCGGUAUCCUCAAUCUACCAUUAGUUCUCGCGAUGGCCUUAGGAAGCGCAAUCAGUGGCGCAGUCGUCUCGAAGACUGGCCAUGCUGCGCCGUUCAUGGCAGCGGGCGCGGUAAUGGCAACUAUCAGUGCUGGCUUGAUGUAUACUUUCGAUAUUGGUACACCUAUGGGGAAGUGGAUUGGCUACCAGCUGUUCUAUGGCGCCGCGGUCGGGCUAGGCUACCAGAUGGGAAUCACCAUUGCGCAGGCAAAUGCGAGCAAAGAAGAGAUAUCGUCGGUGACUGCAACCGUAUUCUUCUUCCAAACCAUAGGAGGCGCAUUCUCCAUCUCCGCUGCGCAGUCUGGAUUUGUCAACCGCAUGGUAAAUGAACUCGCCAAGACGGCUCCACACAUCAAUCCGCAGAUGGUCAUCGGAACAGGUGCGACGCAAAUUCGACAUGCUUUCCCUGCCGAUCAGGUCCCCGCCAUCAUACUGGCAUACAUGGCUGGCAUCAAAGUCACCUUCGCUCUCGUUGUCGCGCUUGUCGGCGUUACUUGCCUGCUUGUAGCGUUCGUUCCUCGCGAGCAACUCCAUGCAGAGGCUCGUGAAGGUGCGGGUGGUGCCGCGUGAGUUUUGGAAUUGAGAUUAAUGCAGGGCUCCUCUGUGGAAGAAGAAGAAGAAGAAGCAGAUAGACUGUAUCGUUGUC
Molecule: messenger RNA, 1711 nt
Organism: Cucurbitaria berberidis CBS 394.84
Lineage: Eukaryota; Fungi; Ascomycota; Dothideomycetes; Pleosporales; Cucurbitariaceae
Product: MFS general substrate transporter
Exons: 3
Coding region: 1-1635 (544 amino acids)
Biological process (GO): transmembrane transport
Molecular function (GO): transmembrane transporter activity
Source: RefSeq, a predicted model, not a curated record